Linum tenue is the source of this 3384-nucleotide messenger RNA. The record is from the annotation of a GenBank genome assembly. Lineage: Eukaryota; Viridiplantae; Streptophyta; Magnoliopsida; Malpighiales; Linaceae.
CAGAAAUGCAACCGCCAAUAAAUUCAUUUUGGGUGGGAAAUUCUUCCCGCAGCUAGCUCUGCAUCCUCAAGACCCCCGAAUCCGCCGGCGAAAAUCUCCGGAGGUUCGAGCAGCUCCCGUUGACCCUCACAACACAGCCGGAGAUGGCGGAGAAUAGCUUCAAUUUCCACCACACUCUCCACCACCACGGAAGCAGGUACUCAACUAAAAUUCUAACUAGUAUUUCAUUUCCGGCUUCCGCGUGUCCUUGAAUGCUCGUUUUUCUCCGAGACUUGAUUUGAAACCUUCUUCCGACAAAAGUGAACGGAAACUCGGUCCUGGAUUGGGUGGAUGAGCAAUGAGUGAGUCGGAGCCGAGUCUGGAUUUCUCACCUCAGGAAAAUAAAAUCACCGAUUGAUUGUUUUUUUCUUUUUCUUUUUUCCCCUUCUCUUCUUUCUUUCCGAUUCUUCGUUUUUUGCUUCGCGUUAAAUGGAUGUCCUGCGAUUGCAAAGUUAUAUAUGGAAGAAAAUGAGGUUCUUUGUGUUCUAGGGAGGGAGUUUGGUAUUAUUAGUACCAUUGUUUCUACAACGAAUGAAGUAGUGAGAAAUGAAUUAAGGGAGAGUUAUGGGCUUUCGAAUGCGGAAAUUUGCAUGUGAAGUAUGUUGUUGUCCUUGUUGAGUAGGCGCUCGUUCGAGGUUGAGUCCAGGGAUUCUUAUGGAUUUGUCUUGAGACCUCAACAAUUACAACGAUACGGAGAAUACAUCCAUAUCUAUAAGGAGGAGGAGGAGGAGAGGUCACAGAAAUGGAAGAUCUUCCUUGAACAGCAAGAAAAUUUGGAUCAACCUGAAGAACAAGCAGCAAAUCAAGAGGUCUUGCAGGUUGAGACCACUACUGAGUCUAGAGAAGAGGCUGGUUCAGAGGGAAGAAGGGAUAAUGAUGAUGCGAGUGUGAGCAGCUCUCAUUCUAAUACUCCAAAGGAGCAAAACCGCUCAGAGGAAUCGACAGAAGAGAGACCUCAAGAGGAGGUGCAAUGUGUGGAGGGACCUCGAAAGGAGAUAUUAUAUGUUGAGGAUCCUGAGGUAAAGGUGCAGAAAACGAAGGAAGAGCCAGUGAAGUUGCCUGAAGAGGAGGUGCAACCAUCGGAACCCUCGGGAGUACCAUCAAAAACACCGGAAGAGUUGCAUGUUUCCGAGGAAGGUGAAAAGAAGGAUCUUUCAAAAACAUCAAAGGCUGGUAAAGUUCCCAAUUGGGGUCAAAUUAGACCUUCCCUAAAGGUUAUAGAGAGGCUAAUGAGUUCACGUGUUCACGAGCAACAUCAUGUAAAAGACAAGAAGAGUGAUAGAAAUGGAGGAGACCAACUUCCUGUUAUAGAAGAAGAUGGCUCCGUAGAAGAAGAACCAGAUGAUGGUGUUGAGGAGGAGUCAAAUGUUAAGGAUCAUGUGGAUGACAAGGUUAAUGAGGGCAGAGAUGAAAGGAAAGUAGAGGAUGAGCCUUCUUUAGAACCAUUCCUCCAUUGGAAUCAGGAGCUUGAGUUCCUUGUCCAUGGAGGAGUGCCAAAAGAUCUCAGGGGAGAGGUAUGGCAAGCCUUUGUCGGUGCAAAAGCGCGUAGGAUUGAAAAGUAUUAUGAAGAUUUGCUUGCAGAAGAAGCAAAUGCUGACGAAAGCAACGAUGAUAACAAUACAGGUGUACCCCAGAAGUGGAGAAAGCAGAUUGAAAAGGACAUACCAAGAACAUUUCCUGGUCAUCCAGCUUUGGAUGAGCAUGGUAGGGAUUCCUUGAGGCGGAUACUUACAGCGUAUGCUCGGCAUAAUCCUUCUGUUGGAUACUGUCAGGCAAUGAAUUAUUUUGCGGGCUUGUUGCUAUUGCUGAUGCCAGAGGAAAAUGCGUUUUGGACUUUUGUGGGAAUUAUUGAUGACUAUUUUGAUGGCUACUAUACCGAAGAAAUGAUUGAAUCACAGGUGGACCAGCUCGUUUUUGAAGAGCUGAUGCAUGAAAUUUUUCCUAGAUUAGUUAGUCAUCUCGAAUUCAUGGGAGUGCAGGUUGCAUGGGUUUCUGGACCUUGGUUUCUUUCUAUUUUCAUAAACAUGCUUCCUUGGGAAAGUGUUCUGCGAAUUUGGGAUGUUCUUCUAUUUGAAGGAAACCGUGUGAUGUUGUUCCGGACAGCAUUUGCUCUCAUGGAGCUAUAUGGUCCUGCGUUGCUUACAACUAAAGAUGCUGGGGAUGCAGUUACUUUAUUGCAGUCCCUAGCAGGAUCAACAUUUGACAGCAGCCAGCUUGUUUUGACUGCUUGUGUUGGGUUUUUGGCCAUAACUGAAGCUAGAUUGGUAGAGCUGAGAGAUAAACACAGAGUAUCAGUUUUAGAAGCAAUGGAGGAAAGGUCAAGACAGGGUAAAGUUUGGAAGGAUUCAAAAAGUCUUGCAACAAAGCUCUACAGUUUCAAACACGACAAAGGGCGUGAUGGAAGAAGCAGUGAAGGAGACAAUUCUCUGUCGGGAUCUGCUUCCACUUUUGAUGAUUUUUUAUGUGGCUUAUCUUCCGACGCAGAACUGGAUUGUCUGCCAGAUCUUCAAGAUCAGGUGGUUUGGCUGAAGGUUGAGCUGUGCAGAUUGUUGGAAGAGAAAAGAUCCGCCAUACUAAGAGCUGAAGAGUUGGAGACAGCACUCAUGGAGAUGGUCAAACAAGACAAUCGGCGGGAAUUGAGUGCAAAGAUUGAGAAGCUGGAGCAGGAGAUGUAUGGGCUGCGAAGAACCCUGGCUGAGAAGAAAGAGCAAGAAGCUGCAAUGCUCGAGGUACUGAUGCGCGUCGAGCAAGAACAAAAGAUAACCGAAGAAGCCCGUGUCAUUGCUGAGAAAGAAGCAGCUGCUCAGAGACGUGAAUUCGAUUCACUUCGGGAGAAAUAUGACAAGGCCAUGGGAUUAAUAGCUCAAAUGGAGAAGCGGGUGGUGAUGGCGGAGUCAAUGUUGGAGGCUACAGCGCAGUACCAAUCUGGCCAGACUAAAGCACAGGCUGUUCGCAACCAGAGCACGACAGGGGAAAACACUGGCAGAGGAAUUGGUCGCUUGACGUUUGGACUCGGCUGGCGUGACAAAGGCAAGGGGAGGCCGGAGGCCGGCGACGGCAACGGCAACACCGGCGGCGCAGCAGAUACUUAGCCAGCGGUGGUGGAAUCGGUUAUAUGCAAAUGCAACUAACUGCCUCACUUCCAUUCUCAGGCUCAACCAACCGAUAGGGGCUUUCCUCUUCUGAUCAAUGCAUUCAGUAGUUCUAGAUUCCCCAUACGUGAAUUACAAGUUUUGUUUUGGUCUUUGAGAAUGUAAAUUAUUUUUGACCUGGCUGGCUACUACUUGUAAACUAACAACUUCGUUUUCUAAUUCCAGCAUGCCGUUCUUUUUGUAUCACAGAAGA